Hyla sarda is the source of this 2782-nucleotide messenger RNA. RefSeq names its product ring finger protein 168 (gene RNF168). Lineage: Eukaryota; Metazoa; Chordata; Amphibia; Anura; Hylidae. Gene Ontology annotation, biological process: double-strand break repair; protein ubiquitination. The transcript has 9 exons. Gene Ontology annotation, molecular function: ubiquitin-protein transferase activity; nucleosome binding; metal ion binding. The coding region runs from base 494 to 2113 and encodes 539 amino acids. The record is from RefSeq and is a predicted model, not a curated record. Gene Ontology annotation, cellular component: nucleus; site of double-strand break.
GCAAGUAGGGCGGCCGUGUGACAAGUGACUUCUUCGCUCGCGAGUACAUAACAAUAGCCGGCCAAUUUAUGAACUCGGAAGAACACCUCCUGUCUGUUCUGUCAGAUAUUCCCAUUUUAAGCCCUUGUCGCCCGUUCGAUAGGUCACUGACCCGGGUGGAGGCGUACGCAUCGCUGUCAUGACUUUGGUCUCCGGCAAAAUGGCGGCUUUCCCGCAGAGUUCUCGCUCGAGCGGGAGAAGCGCGCGCUCCAGAUUUGGCGGGUAAGCAGAUCGGCGCCUGGGGAUUGGUGGUCGGUGAUCGCGGAGUGAGAGAAAAUUGCUGCGAGUUGGCCUCGGAGCUUACGAUCACCAGCAGAUCUCCCCGGAGGCCUCUAGGGUUUGCAGUUUCUCAACACCAGUAAACAGGAGCAGCCUAAACCUCUGCUGAGAGAGAUGGAGCUGGAUGAUGUUGCAAAAUACAGCUCUGCUAUGAUGGUUGUUCCAUAAGGCCAGGAUGUCGAAGAAAAGAAAAUAUCCUUUGACACGAUUAGAAUGCAUUUGUGGUAUCUGUCGGGAGAUACUUCUGGAGCCGGUGACGCUGCCAUGUGGUCAUACCUUGUGCCACCCGUGCUUCCAGUUAACUGUAGAGAAAGCCAGCUUGUGUUGUCCUUACUGUAGGAAGAGAGUUUCCAAUUGGGCACGUAAAAAUGCACGUUCUGGAACGUUGGUUGAUACAGAGCUGUGGGAAAUUAUCCAGCGUCAGUAUCCAGAGGAGUGUGAGCGCCGUGCCCGGGGACAGGACACUGUGGAGGAUGACUUUGAGGAUGGCUUAGCCCCCUAUCCGAUACCUCACAUAUGCAAACCUGGAGAAAUCCGACAAGAAUAUGAGGCAGAAAUUAACAAGAUUAAAGCUGAGCAACUUAGCAGAGAAGAAGAAGAAAGCCGAGCAAGUGAAGAGUAUAUUCGGAAACUUUUAGCUGAGGAAGAGGAGGAACAACGAGCUCAUAUAGAAUAUUUACAGAGGCAACUGGAUGAGCAGCUGAAGCGAGAUGAGGAGUUAGCUCGGACACUAAGCAGUGAUCUGAAUGAGUCUACUACAUCUGAACAGUCAUCCAUUUUAGAAAUUCCUGUAGUUUCCAGGCAGACUCCCAGCUCAAAGGCUUCGAAAAGUGUGAAGGCCAAGCCAAAAGUGUCUGGAGACAUUGAAAGGUUUCUGUCCCCAAAAGCCAAACAAAGCAUUCAUAGUUUUCCUCAAAUGAAGAGUGAAGAUUUAAAGAGCAUUAAUUCCAGUGCAUGUGUGUCGGACUCCGAAGGAGAAUCUAUGCCAAGUCUGUCACCCCAAUUCAGUUUUCAUGUUGAUGGCAGAAAAAUGCAUGACUCUGAUGCAGAGCUGCCAAUACCUUGUCUGUCAAAAUACUCCCCUACUGAUGCAGCUGAAAAUGGCCUGCAAUUGGAAAGCUCUUAUAAGAAUUCAGCUGCUAAAUCCAUGGUGAGAAGUAAGAUACCAUCAGACUUUGCUGCUAUAGACUUGUCUCCACCAAUGACUAUCAGUGGUCAAAGUGACUGCGGGGGGUGGAGCUCUUCACAACCCAACCAUGGUACCAGUACACCAGAGAAGUGGGUUAAAACUGCAGCCAAACGUGCCUUAGAAUCCCCCAAAGAUGGAGAGUGUCAUACAGCUGAAAAGCGUCAGAAGGUCUCUUGCAUGGAGAAUAGCUCGGUUGCCGGAUUACAUGCUGAGCGAUUAAUGGAACUAGAAGAAACCCUCACUCAAAGGAAAAUGCAGGAAGAACAGGACAGGUUGCUGGCGCUGAAGCUGCAAAAGCUUUUGGACAAAGAACAGAGUACAGUGUCCAGACACAAAGGAUCUCCGGAUGAGUACAAGCUGCGGCCUAAGAGAACAUCAGUGCAACAAGAAACAUUGAACCUAACACCACUGAAAAUGUCUGACAGCGAAGCGGAAAGCCCCAAAAGUGAGGACACUUCAGAUGAAAAUAAAAAACCUGCCCCCAAAAAAUGUAUGCAGCAACCUCAAAAUAGAGCAAGGCACUCAUCAUCAAGAUCCCAAGUCUUAAAGCCAAGUAAUAAGCAGCAAACCAUAUUGGACAUGUUCCAAAGGUCCACUGAAAAGUGAGAGUAUAAGUGUCAGUGAGGGUUGAUUUCAAUGUUUGCUCUCGGUUGCUUUUGGUUAUUGCGUUAAAGAUUUAACAGCAUUGAAACUACUUUCUGUUCUUGUCUUUGCAUUGAGUUUUAAUUUGCAUGUGCGGCACCUGAUGUCCUCUUAUGGCAUUAUGGAGCAAGCAAGAAAGUUUCCAACUCUUGGUGUGCAGAGUGGGAGAAUGGAGAAUAUAGGGGGAGAUUUAUCAAAACUUGUGCAGAGGAAAAGUUGCUGAGUUGUCCAUAGCAACCAAUCAAAUCCCUUCAUAUAUUUUUUGACAAGGCAUCUGCAAAAUGAAAGAACAUUUUCUGACUGGUUGCUAUGGGCAACUUUUCCUCUGCGCAGGUUUUGAUAAAUCUUCCCCAUAGUGUUUCCCAAUCAGUGUAUUUCAAGCUUUUGCAUGCUGUGGGUUGGAGAUUUGCAACAGCUGGAGGCACACUGGCUGGAAAACACUAAUAUAGAUCUUUCAAGCAGUUACAAUACAUUGUGCUCACAGCCUUCAUCUUUUUUGGGGGAGGAUUCUGUUCAUGUUUUUUUUUUUUGUUUGUUUGUUUCCACAUUUCAUUACUGUGUAUUAAAUGUACAGCUGUAUAAGAGAAUCGGUAUGAGGGUCGCUCCUUAGUUGCUGCAAUAAACCACUACCAU